ACAAACUCAAUCCGCACCCUAGUCCGAGAGAGAGAGAGAGAGAGAGAGAGAGGGAGAUGGAUGAGUUGAAGCCAAGGCCAGCAAACUCUAGUCCUCUAACUCCCUUGGGCUUACUAGAAAGAGCUGCCACAGUGUAUGGGGACUGUCCUUCUGUGGUGUACAACAACACCACUUACACGUGGUCAGACACGCACCGUCGAUGCCUCCUAGUCGCCUCCUCAAUCGCAUCCAUGGGCAUCAAACAAGGCCACGUGGUGUCCGUGGUGGCCCCCAACAUCCCCGCCAUGUACGAGCUCCAAUUCGCCGUCCCCAUGUCCGGCGCCAUCCUCAACUCCAUCAACACCCGCCUCGACGCCCGCACCGUCUCCGUCCUCCUCCGUCACAGCGAAUCAAAGCUCGUCUUCGUCGAUUACCAAUCCACCUCUCUCGUCCUCCAAGCCCUCUCUCACUUCCCUCCAACCUCUCCCCGCCCACCUCUAAUCCUCAUCGCCACCGACGACGGAGCUCCGCCGCAAUCCGCCGUUGACUUCAUCAACACGUAUGAGAGCUUGGUGGAGAGAGGUGAUCCUGAGUUCAAGUGGGUCCGGCCAAAGAGCGAGUGGGACCCGAUGAUCUUGAAUUAUACCUCCGGCACCACGUCAUCUCCCAAGGGGGUGGUUCACAGCCACCGUGGGCUUUUCAUCGUCACCGUUGAUUCACUGAUGGACUGGUCAGUACCCAAACAGGCCGUCUACCUGUGGACCCUACCCAUGUUCCACGCCAACGGCUGGAGCUUCACCUGGGGGAUGGCGGCUGUCGGCGGUAUCAACGUCUGCGUCCGGAAAUUCGACGCGGCGGUGAUCUACGCCGCUAUACGUAAACACGGCGUCACCCAUUUAUGCGGCGCUCCCGUGGUUCUCAACAUGCUAUCCAACUCCCCCGACGGUAAGCCGCUAGAGAAGCCGGUUCAGAUUCUGACCGCCGGAGCACCGCCGCCCGCGACGGUGCUGUUUCGGACCGAAUCGAUGGGUUUUGUAGUGAGUCACGGGUACGGGUUGACGGAAACGGCCGGGUUGGUGGUGUCGUGCGCGUGGAAACCCAAGUGGAAUCGGCUACCGGCGACGGAGAGAGCGAGGCUGAAGGCCAGACAAGGGGUGAGGACUAUUGGGAUGACGGAGAUCGAUGUAAUUGAUCCGGAUACCGGGUUGAGCGUGAAGCGAGAUGGGUCGACACUGGGUGAAGUGGUUCUAAGAGGUGGGGCGGUCAUGUUGGGUUACCUGAAAGACCCGGAACGAACAUCAGAAUGCAUGACAGAGAACGGGUGGUUCCACACCGGAGAUGUAGGGGUGAUGCACCCAGAUGGAUAUUUGGAGAUCAAAGACCGAUCCAAAGACAUCAUCAUCACCGGCGGCGAGAACGUGAGCAGCGUGGAGGUAGAGUCGGUGCUGUACUCUCACCCGGCGGUGAACGAGGCGGCGGCGGUGGCUCGGCCGGACGAGUUUUGGGGAGAGACCCCAUGUGCAUUUGUGAGUCUGAAGCCGGAGAUCGCUGGAAAGAAGCCGACGGAGAAGGAAAUCAUAGAGUAUUGUAGAGCAAAGAUGCCGCACUAUAUGGUGCCGAAGACGGUGGUGUUCAAGGAAGAGCUUCCGAAGACAUCGACUGGGAAGAUUCAGAAGUUCGUGCUCAGAGACCUUGCCAAAGCCAUGGGAUCUAUGAACAAAAGUCGUAUGUAAAAUGAGUUUGUCUUCACAUUCUUGAUUGCUCAAUCUGAUUAACCAAUUUGGAAAUA
Molecule: messenger RNA, 1768 nt
Organism: Camellia sinensis
Lineage: Eukaryota; Viridiplantae; Streptophyta; Magnoliopsida; Ericales; Theaceae
Product: 2-methylpropanoate--CoA ligase CCL4
Source: RefSeq, a predicted model, not a curated record